Salvia miltiorrhiza (redroot sage) is the source of this 871-nucleotide messenger RNA. RefSeq lists its product as uncharacterized. Gene Ontology annotation, biological process: Golgi organization. The record is from RefSeq and is a predicted model, not a curated record. Bases 107 to 835 code for a protein of 242 amino acids. NCBI's taxonomy places the organism in Eukaryota, Viridiplantae, Streptophyta, Magnoliopsida, Lamiales, Lamiaceae. The transcript has 8 exons. Gene Ontology annotation, cellular component: Golgi apparatus.
UCUUUUCAGAUCUAGCGGCUGGCAUUAUUUUCUAAUUGAAAGUUAAAACAAUCUACAAUCUAGGUGCUUGGCUGAUGAAGCAUCUCUCCUGUUGCUUUAUUCUCUAAUGCACGGAAAUUCAUACUUUUUGGAGUAUAUUUUGGUGCGAACAGAUCUGGAUACACUGUUGAUGCCCAUGUUGGAAACUUUAUAUAAUGCUCCAAGAAGAACGCCCAAUCACAUAUAUAUGGUUCUGAUAGUCCUUCUUAUACUUAGCCAAGAUUCCUCUUUCAAUGCCAGCAUUCACAAACUGAUGCUUCCUAAUGUUCCAUGGUAUCAAGAACGUCGCCUUCAUCAAACUUCUCUUGGUUCCCUAAUGAUCAUAAUUUUGGUUAGGACUGUGAAAUAUAACCUCUCUAAACUGAGGGAUAUCUAUCUUCACACUAAUUGCCUGGCAACUUUGUCAAAUAUGGCACCAAAUGUUAACCGUCUGAGUGCAUAUGCAUCACAACAGUUGGUCAGCCUUUUUGACAUGCUUUCACGCAAGUACAAUAAAUUAGCAGAGCUUAAAAAUGAUAAGAUGAACAUAGCAGAUGCAGUUGCAAGAGGAAACAACUUUCUGGAGGAUCCUUUAAUGGAACUGCAUAUAUAUACCGACUUCCUGAGACUCGUGUUGGAGAUACUAAAUGCAAUUCUAACUUAUGCAUUACCAAGAAAUCCAGAGGUUGUUUACGCAAUUAUGCAUAGGCAGGAGGUUCUUCUACCAUUCAGGAAUCAUCCCCGGUUUAGUGAGCUUCUGGAAAACAUAUUUACUGUACGUAUUCAUCCGAGAAUAUUCCAAUUUUGGACUUUAUAAUCAAAAUUAGUGUUACCUCAUGUAUAACAAAUGUCC